GCCCGGGGUGGGGGCGGAGCUGAGACAGGUGAGUGGACUUUAACUUGAGAGAGGAGAAGCUGAAGUGUGCAGAGCUGUACAGAGAGAAGAUCCUGGAACUGGUUCGAGAGAGCAAUUACAGACUUCCAGCAUGUCAAGGAAGAAGGACAGCAGCCCGAGCCAGGCAACCAACCUCACCGUUCUGGUUAACCGUCUGCAGGAUUAUUCAGACCAGGUGGAAAAGAACAUACUGAUUUCUGAUGAGCUGCUAAAUGAGGACUCAGAGAAUGGGAGACGUGGUCUGGCUCUCACUCGACAGAUCGAGACGGCAGACAAUCUGGCUAAGGCAGAGACACUGCUGAAGCAGCUGUUCAUGGAUGUGGACAAAGUGAAGAGGCUGAUGCACCCGCAAGCUGAUGAGAUUGAAUAUGAUGUGAGUCAGAUGCAUGAUCGCUGGUCUAAAAACUGCAAAAGGUACCGUGAUCUCUACAAGCAAGGUCAGGAGCUGGACCUCCCGCCCCAGUUCAACUGGACUCAUCUGAUUUCCUCCAAACGGAAACAGAUCCAGAACGAGGAAUACGGCCCGAACCUUUCUGACCUGGAGAAGCAGAUAGCAAGCCACAACAUCCUGCAUAAGGAGCUCGAAGCGUUCCAGUCUCAGCUGGACUCAGAGGAUCUGAAUCAGUAUACACGCCUCAUGGAGGAUUCACUGAAGCGUAAGAACAACCUGUCCUCUCUGUAUGAUUACAUCCUGCGCUGUAAUAAAGAGGUCAGCUAUUUUACCGAGCAGCAGGACCGCAUUCGCAAAAACGACUGGAGCGACCUGAUCAGGGACUCGGCCGGACUGCGAUCCGACUCCGAGAGGUUAAAGAGCAACGGCAUUCUGACCCACGAGACUGAAGUUACCAAGCUGAAAAAGGAAGCAGAAAGCCUGGUGGACGCGAACCAUCCCGGCUCCAAUGUUAUUAAGAAACAUAAUACUGAAGUCCAGAAGGAGUGGAAGAGAUUCCUCAACCUCUACGCCUGCCAGGAGACCCAUCUGGACAACGUGGAGGUUUACAAAAAGUUCCAGCUGGACGCUGAGACGGUCUCCGAGUCUUUGAAGAGGAUCAACAGCACCAUGGAGCCGUCACUGCUGUCCAACAUGAGCAACUCGCAGAUCCUGAUCCAGCUCGAGGGGGAGGAGAGAGCGGUUCAGAGGAACGAGCGCAGGCUGGUGGAGCUGAGAGAUAUGUGCACCAAGGUUCCCCCUCUGCCACUGCGCAGGGCUCAGAACGGAAAACAUCCUGUGGUGGCCCUGUGUGACUGGAAGACUGAUAAGGCAUCAGUCACUCAAGGGGAGAAAUACACUCUGUUGUCCUGCCCGAGGGACGAAUGGUGGGAGGUGAAGAACAACUUCGGAGAGACAAACCUGAUGCCUGGCGUUUGCUUCAUCAUUCCUCCUCCUGACACUGAGGCCAUCGAACGUGUCGACAGCCUGGAGCGGGAUUUUGCUGGGCUGAAGAGGAGAAGAACAUCUCUCCAGGCCUCUGUAAAGACCCCUAGUGUAGAGGUCGUCAAGGUUGUUCGAAGCGUGAGCGUGUCCAGUACUCCUGAGGAUUCCCGGCCCGGUGCUGCGUCCAACCGUCUGGACCGGCUCAUCGCCGAUCUCCUUCAGUUAGAGAAAGAGGUGCUGGGAAGACUGAGAGCUCCUCUGUCUCGAGCCGAUCACUCAGGGGACCUCGUAGCCCGAAUCCGCGAUCAUGAGAGGGCAGUCACGACUCUGAGGCAGCUGGAGGCAGAGAAGGCGUUGAUUCAAAAAGAACUUGAGCCUCUUCUCUCCAGUAAAUCUCUGGGCUCCAACGUAGUGUCGUAUCAUCCCAAACUCAGCACUGCAACUAACAAGAUCGAGGACCUCAAUGCCCUCACUGAGCUCUACGGCAAAAAGGCCAAUGCUGUAAAAUCUUUGGAGAACCAAAUUAAGUAUGUAGGCAUGGGUCUGUUCGAGCUCGAGGAACAACUGGCUCGGGACACGGUCAUCUUUGACAAGCCUGGUGCCAUUCAGGACCAUGUUUUAAUGCUGGGGGAAAUUAAAAGUGACGUUGCAGCCAGGCAGGAGGACAUCCAGAAACUGAACAAUGACCUUGAGCUCACUGAGCAGCUGUGUGGACAUCUGCAGAAGAGUUUCCAUGAGUACUGCCCUGACAUUUACCGACAGGAAACCGAGGUCAGGAACCUCAGGAACCGGUAUGCCAACAUCAGCCACCAGCUACGGCAGAGGUUGGUGCUGAUGCUGGAGGUGAAAAAUAACUACCAAAGUUUCAACAGCACUCUCCGUUCCCUCAACCUCUUCCUGAACGACCUGCCGAGCAACAAGAUACUUCCAGAAGACACCGUGACUGAAAUCGCUGCCAAGCAGAACUCGCAGAAGUGGGUUGUGGAAGAACUGAAGAGAAAAUCGGACGACAUUAGCCGAGUUACGUCCCUCUCUCAUGAGCUGCAGACCACCCUUAAGGAAUACGAGGCCAUUACCUACAGGUACCGUAACACGGUAGUCAACGAUGAGACGGAUAUGAAGAAAUGGCACUCUCUCACUUUUUCUGAAGCUAUCCAGAACAAGGAAAGAAGCAUUGUCAAACGAUACUACGAAUUGUUGGCAGAGAACAUCCAACUUUUUGACCAAAUGGGACUGGCCCAGAACAUGAUCAAUAAGAACGAAGUCAUUGUGAGCCGAGUCGUGAUGUACGAGCAGAGAGAAAUGGAAGAGGUUGAGGGCCUGAAGAAAGAGCUGGCAGACGAGAUCUCCCGCCGCAUUCACGCCGAUAACGAGCUGGAUUCUUUCCGAAUGAGGCUGCUGUCCCUCAAAAGCCGGCGUGGAGUCGAGCGGGUGGAAGAAAAAGAGACCGUGCACUACUACCGCAAUCCCAAGCUGGAGGCCGACCUAGUAGUGAUGAAGAAAUCGAUCAACGACGAGAUCUCUAAGCACUCUGUAACUCAGACCGAAAUGGAAAUAAUCCAAAAGAAAAUCAAAACGGUGGAGCAUGACCUUUCCAUCAUCAAACCAAAGCUGUUAACCAAGGUGAUGACCGAGUACUCGAGGGACCCUCAACUGGAAAAAGAGAUUGUGCACAUCAGAGAAGAGAUGCGGCGGAUUAGAGAGGAAAUCCGAAUACAGGAAACGGAAAUAGUCCAGAGGAGCACGGAAAUCACUUUCCUGGAGAGAAAGGCGCCAGUAAUUAAAGAAAGAGUGGUAAAGAAGGAAGUGAUCAAAGUGGAGAAAGAUCCUGAAAUGCUCAAAGCUGUUAUCAGGUUCAGAGAGGAAAUCUCUGAUCUAGACUUCAGGUCCAAAAGCUUAAGUGAGGAAAUCUUCCACUUGAGGAGCCAGAUCAACAAACUGGAAAUGCUGAUUCCCACCAUCCAACCUAAGAUAGUCAUAAAGGAGACAAAGAAAGUAGAACAAGACGCAAACCUCAUCAAAGAAUUGAAGAUUCUCCACACGAGCCUAGAGGAGAUUGUCACUGAAAUAAGCAUCUUGCAGAAAGAGAUUAGCACGCUACAUGUUCAGUAUAGCCACGUAGAGACAGUAAAACAAAGAAUUGAGUUCAAGGAGAUCAUUAAUGAAAGCUAUAGAAUCGACCCUGAUACUGAGGCAGAAAUCAGGCGCUUGAGGAAAGAGAUUCAGGAAUGGGUGGCGAAGCGUACUGAAAUCGAGAACAAGCUUACUGUGGUGAUGGUGGAUCUUAAGACUAUGCGUUCCCAGAAACCCAGGGUGGAAGUCAAAGAAUCUGUAAAGGAAAUUAUAAAAGAAGAGAAGAGUCCCGAAAUUAUUCAUGAGAUCACCAGAAUGAAAGAACUUCUGACCCGGCUACGAGCCAAUUACCAAUCGAUUCUGGAGAAGCAAACCAUUCUAUACAAACAAAGAGAUGAGUUGAAGAUGGAGAAAUCCAAGAUCGAGGUACAAGUUGUUACAAAGGAAUACAUCAAAUAUGAAAAUGAUCCUUUGCUUGAGAAAGAAGCUGAACAUUUGAGAAAAGAGUUAAAUGAAGAACUUCGGAUCUGCCGCAUUGUAGAGGAGAACCUCUACGAUCUACGCCAGAAGUACGUCAUGUUGGAGAAACAGAAAGUAGAAGAGAAGAUCACAUACCAGGAAGUCGUACGUCUUCAGAAGGACCCGAGCCAAAUAAUCGAGCAUGAACGGUUGAAGAAGAAGCUCGACGAAGAAAUGCGGAUGCGUUUGGAAUUAGAGGCUGAAGUAAAAAAAUGGAGAGCCAUUGUUCUGGAAAAGGAAAAGAGCGUGACUCAGACAGACGUUCGGCAAAAGAAGGUUCUUGUCGAGACCGAACUUAGGCAAAUCAGGUCCCGAAUUUUUGAAUUUGAAAAAGCUCCACCCCCUGAGGAAAAGGUCAUCAUUGAGGAGGUCAUCAAAGUAGAACGAGAUGCCAAAAUGGACCAGCAAAUCAACAACCUCCGUAUCGAGACUGAACAAGAGAAUGCCAGGGUCCUUGCCAUGGAAAGAGACAUCCGAAACCUCAAGAUCAAGGUUGAAAGCCUUACGAAAGAGAAGUCUGUGGAGAAGACGGUCUACAAGGAGGUAAUCCGGUUCGAGAAAGACCCAAGUGUUGAGAUUGAGAAUGAUCGUCUGAGAGCCCAAUUAUCUCAGAUCCGGAGUGCCAGACGGAAUCUAGAAGAGGAAAUCCAACGCAUCAACAUUAAGGUGACCCGUAUUCAAACCUCGGUAACCAAUUUUUCCAAAGAGGAGACUACACUGAUUUCCACACGAGAUACCCUGCUGAAAGAAAAGGAAGAGCUUCUUCGGGAGUUCAAGAGGUUGGAAUCUGAAAGGCAAGAGAUCUCUGUAACAUUCCAGCAACAUACCAAAGUACAAAGUGAGAGGACUCAGUUAUACAAGCAAAGGAUGUUAAAGUUGGAAUCUGACAUUAAGACCCUGGAAAAGGAGAUCCUUUCUGAGAAAGAAAAACUAAAUCAAAGGGAGAUCACCAUCAUUGAACUGCGAGAGGCAGUGAAAAAAGAAGAUAAUUCCGAGGUACACACAAGAGAAACCACAAAAUCGACCAAAAUCACCAUUCUGGAUCCAGAGACUGGGAAGGAUAUGUCACCUUAUGAUGCGUAUAUGCAAGGUUUUAUUGACCGGAGCCAGUAUAUCCACCUGCAGACACUUGAAUGCAGUUGGGAGGAGGUGAUUAGUAGUGGGCCUAAUGGUGAGACUAUUAUUCUACAGGAUCGCAAAAGUGGGAAAAAGUACUCCAUCAAAGAGGCAAUGAUGGAAGGGCGAUUGACUCAGUAUGAUCUUCAGCAGUACAAGGAUGGCAAAAUGCCCAUCUCUGAGUUUGCUCUGAAGGUUGCAGGGGAAAAGCAGAUCAGGUCAGUAACCUCGACCUCCUCGGUAAACACCUACAGCACUUCACUAACUCGUAAAAGCUCGCUAUCCACGAGCACUAGCAACUUAAGCAUCGUCGGCAACAUCGAAGAGAACUUCCCCAUCUCUGGCAUUUACGACAACACGACGAAAAGCCGCAUGUCUGUGAGAAGCGCCACGACCCGUAAACUGAUUGACCCAGACACAGCUUUGAAGCUUCUGGAAGCACAAGCAGCCACAGGAGGGAUUGUGGACAUCAGUAAAAAGGAGCGCCACUCGGUACACAAAGCAGCAGAACGGGGACUCAUCGAGCCAAACCUAUUGCCCAAGCUCAUCAGUGCCCAAAAGGCAUUCACAGGCGUCGAAGACCCCUUGACCAAAGAGCGCCUGUCAGCAGGGGAGGCUGCACUAAAAGGCUGGAUCCCGAGCGAGAACGCCAGGCGAUAUCUGGAAGCCCAGCUUCUCACGGGUGGCCUGGUCGACCCCAAGAGGGCCGGUCGAGUCAGCUUACAGAAUGCCAUUAAUGCAAAUCUAAUUGACCAAAAAAUGGCGCGAGAGAUCGAAGAUGAUGACAAAAUGCUGAAGGACUUAAUCAACCCAAUUACGAAGACCAAAAUGACGUACAAGGAACUCAUGGCACUGUGUGACAAGGAUCCAUCGACCGGACUCCUCCUGCUUCCAGUGGCAUCUAACGAUAUAACUGAUUCCUACUCGUUCUCCAGCUACCAGGUAUCUUCUUCCAGAAUUUAUUAGGUGCAGGUAAUGCUUACCUUCAGAAAAUAUAUGAACAAAUCAUAGAAAAUGUUGGUGGUGUAGGUUUUUGGGUUUGAUGCUCUGAAAAUGAAGGAUCUUCUGGCUACUUCAUUUCCUUUAUGAUGUUUUAUGGUGUCAUGAUACAUAUUUUGGGGGGGAAAUAGUAAAUACCUGAUAUAUACAAUAUGUGUGUAUGUGUGUGCUUGUUUGUGUGUGUUCCAUGUGUGUGUGUAAGAUCUGUUUUUUCCUCCAUUUAUCUCAUAUUUGGUGUCGUUCUUCUCCAUUAUUUCUUGUUUGACUUCAUAAUAUGGCAGCUUUCAAUAAACUUUAAUGUAUUAAGCCCGCA
Messenger RNA from Silurus meridionalis, 6434 nucleotides. It is a transcript of the gene evplb, whose product is annotated as envoplakin b. The transcript has 22 exons. Bases 131 to 6088 code for a protein of 1985 amino acids. Gene Ontology annotation, cellular component: membrane; cytoskeleton; intermediate filament. Gene Ontology annotation, biological process: intermediate filament cytoskeleton organization; wound healing. Gene Ontology annotation, molecular function: cadherin binding; structural molecule activity. Lineage: Eukaryota; Metazoa; Chordata; Actinopteri; Siluriformes; Siluridae. The record is from RefSeq and is a predicted model, not a curated record.